Molecule: messenger RNA, 4596 nt
Organism: Neurospora tetraspora
Lineage: Eukaryota; Fungi; Ascomycota; Sordariomycetes; Sordariales; Sordariaceae
Product: putative nuclear pore complex protein
Exons: 2
Coding region: 1-4596 (1531 amino acids)
Biological process (GO): RNA export from nucleus; protein import into nucleus
Cellular component (GO): nuclear pore
Molecular function (GO): protein binding; structural constituent of nuclear pore
Source: RefSeq, a predicted model, not a curated record
AUGGCCUUCGCCUUUGGAAACCAGUCCGGCGCGGCUGGCGGAGCUACAGAGGGUCCUGCUCUCGAGGUUAUCCAGACAGAGGGCCUCGGCUUCCUUGCGAUUAACGGCGAGGCCAAAGUCCAACUGACCACGAAAUGGAAUCCUGCUCCUGCCCCGACGGCAUCCCUCCUAAGCGUUGCUUCGCACAAGGGACUCGUAGCCGCAGCAGGUCCUGAUGCCUUUAUAAUCUCCACUACCGAAUCUGUACGAAAGGGCUUCGAGGCGGAACAGCCCGCCGAUGGCGACAUCCGACCCUUCACACCCCAGGCCACCAUCCCUAUGCCCCUUCGCGUCUCGCAGCUUUCCUUUACUGCCGAUGAGAAAUACCUUGUUUUGUCCGCCGAGGAGGGUGGCGGCCUGGCAGUCUAUGAUGUCGAUGCCCUUAGCAACGGCACCACUCAGUCCGCCUUUGAGAUAAGCACCAACGGCGAAGCGCUUCGUUCCCUUAUACCCAACCCGGCACCCGAGUUCGCUCACUUCUGUGCAGUGAUCACCACCAAUGGCAACCUAUACAUGGCCAACUUGAACGAGCGUCAACUUGUUUCGGGAGCCAACGGCCCAACGUUACGGUCCCAGGUCAGCUGUGCGUCAUGGAGUACCCGAGGCAAGCAGCUGGUGGCAGGCAUGGCGGACGGCUCCAUUAUUCAGAUGACUCCGGAUGGUGCUGAGAAGGCGCAUAUUCCCAAGCCCCCCAGUCUGGGAGACUACUAUGUGUCUUCGCUGGUGUGGCUCGAGAAUCAUGUGUUCCUGGUAAUUCAUAACCCUACAAGCGGCCAGGAUCCGUCUGUAUACCACAUUAUCACACGCCAGCAGCAGCCUAACGCGCAAGCCACCUUUACCUACAACAAGAUGACAGACCCUGUCGAACCAUUUGGGGCGGAGAAGGCUCCCCACCAUACAGUACUACGGUUGAAAGACUUCCCUCCGAAUCUUACCGAUCUUCUGCUGGUGUCUUCCACCGCCACCGAGAGCAUUGGCCUCCUUACCCGCUCAAAGACUCCUUUGGCAAGCGACAAACCGGUCGUCAAUGCUUUUACCACAACGGAAUUCGCUGAUGACACCAAACGUGCGCUUCUCCCUAUGAGUGAGGAUAUGACGGAAACCUUCCCUGUUGGUACUUCCCUGGACCUAUCUGCCAAAGACAAGGUAUAUAAGCCCAUCCCCACGGACGAAAUCAACGAGUCCCCAGGUCCUCUGCCCGGCCUCUGGGUACUAAAUAACGACGGUGUCCUCUCGGCUUGGUGGGUGGUUUACAACGAGUCUAUCCGUAACGGAACGACGUACCCUGGUCUUGCUGUCAUGGAUAGCAACAAGCCUGCGCAGCCUGCGCAGCAAGCGCAGCAAGCGCAACCUCAAUCUGCGUUUGGCGCUUCUACUACGACUGCGCCGGCCUUUGGCUCUUCCACUACGGCUGCACCGGCGUUUGGCUCUUCAGCGUUCGGUGUUGCCCCAUCUCUCGGGGCCAAGACGUCCUCUUGGGGCGGCGGCGGUGCGGCAGCCCCGGCAUUCGGCUCCAGCAGCUUUGGAAGUGCUCCGGCUGCUGCUGCUCCGGCUUUCGGCGCCCCAAGCGCGCUUGGGGGCCCAGCGGUGGCUCCUGCUUUUGGCCAGUCGUCCAUGAUCGGAAUGGGAGUCAAGGCGUCUCCAUGGGCCUCUGGUGGUACCAGCACUGGAUCUGCGGGAACUUCAGGUAAGGUCUUUGGCGGCGGUGCUGCCUCAUCAUCCGGUGGGUUUGCCAGCUUUGCGAGUACGCCUACUCCCUUUACGAGUUUUGCAGGGAAGUCGGAAGGCAGCGCAUUCGGUUCCCUCGCCGGUAACAAUUCCGGUGGAAGCAUUUUUGGGUCAAAGCCCGCUGAAUCGAAGAGCAUUGAAGUUUCGAUGGAUUCUGACACAGCGUUCCCUCCUCCUGCUGCGAAACCGGCGGGAGGUUCCACCUUUGGAUCAUCGCCCUUUGUGCUUGGAACUACUUUCAAGGCUGACCCCAAGACUGCCAACGACAACGAGGAGCCUUCGGAGAAGAAGGGUGGAUCUCUGUUCGGCAGUGGAUUCGGUCUGUCACUGAACGAGCCCGCCGCUGCGGAAACUAAGGAUGAGACCAUGGAGAGCGCGGCUCCUACGCCUGUUACCGAGAAGCCCAAGUCGAUCUUCAACGUAGAGUCCACGACACCCGCCGGUACCCCUGCCCCCAACAACAUCUUUGGUGCUCCCAAGCCCCCUGGCAGUGGCUUCUCCAAUGUGUUCGGAGCGCCCAAGACCGAGGAGUCCAAGCCCAAGCCGCUUACCGAUCUGUUUGGAAAGCCCAAGACCGAGGAAAGUGCGGCCAAGCCUAAUCCGUUUGCCGCGCCUCUUAAGUCUGAGACGAAGCCCAACCCGUUCGCGGCGCCCCUUAAGUCGGAGAUGCAGCCCAAAUCGUUCGCGGAGGCUCUUAAGUUGGCGACACCCCCCAAGGUCAAGGAGGAAGACACAGAAGACAAGGAGAACCUGGCCAAUAUCCCGGAGGCACCCCUACCCCCCGAGACUACUAGUAAGACGGACUUCCUUCCAGGUGAAUCAUCAGCAUCUUCAAUAACUGACACACUAGAAACAGCUCCCAAGGUUAAGAGCGAUGAUGCUCCUCUGCCGCCAGAUUUCUUGUCGAGCAAGGCUAAGCCUGCUGGUAAGAAGGCGGAGGAUGCGCCACUGCCUCCUGAUACCCCGGUCAAGACCCAGGAUCUUCCCAAGUUGCCUCAUGUCCCUUGGAGCCCGAGCAAGGAGGAGGAGGAGAGCGAUUUGGAGGAGGGUGAUGUUGAGGAAGAUGAAGAGGAAGAGGAGCAUGAUGAGAAUGAGGAGGAUUAUGAGGAUGAGGAGGACGAAGAGGAGGAGCAUGGCAGUGAGGAAGAUGAGGAGCGGAGCGACGAGGAGGAGGAGGAACACAGCGAUGAGGAUGAUGAGGGCUCGGAGGUGGCCAGUGAGGGUAGCGGUGUCGAUGUCUCUAAGGAACUCGACCAGACGACUACCUCUGUCCACUUCGAAAACGGAAGCCCACGCUACCAGAACCGGAACAUUUUCGGAAACAGCAAGAACAACAUGGGGGCGAGCACAUUCUCUACGAUUUCUCGCUCCGAGGCAGAGCCACAGAGUCGUUCCAUCUUUGGCGAGGCGACCAAGUUCGCGCCCCCCUUGUUCUCCAAGACUUCAGGGCCUUUCGACUCUCCCAGUCCUGUUCGCAGCACACAAGUUGCCCAGCCCAGCCUUCUCAGGCCACAAGAGGGACCCCGAACUACCAGUACCCCCGUCUUCAACAAGAAUCAGCUCUUGGGCGCCAGCACCACCCCCAAGGGCCCCCCACCAGUCGACCCCAACAUGGCCGCCCAGCGCAAGUUCGCCGCCAAGAAGGAGGCCGAAGCCCAAGCGCUCGUCGACCCCGAAGACGAAGGCAUCCAACAACUGCUUGCUGCAGAUGUUGAGCCUACCCUGACCAUGAACGAGUUCCUCGUCGUCGACUCCAAGCUCGAGACCCAUCGUGCCCCCUCGUCCAAACCCUCCUCCGAAGUCCCCGCCGCGGUCGAGACUCUAUGGCGGGACAUCAACCGCAUGGCCGACCGCCUAGGCCUCAACUCGCGCUCUUUGGCGUCAUUCAUUCUUGGUCACACCAAAUUCGCCAAGGAAGGCGGCCGCACCAAAGAAGACCUUGAAACCCCCGAGGACUGGGUCCUCGUCGAAGCUUCAGAGCUGACCAAGCUCAUCGACGGUCAACUGGCUCGGGAGUUGGAAGAAGGCAGGAUCAAGGAUGUGGCAGAGACGCAAGCGACGCUGGAUAAGGUGUCUCGCGAGUUGAGGACCAUGCGUGCCAAGGAGGAGGACAUGCGCAAGCUUUUCGCUGCCCAAACAGACCCAGAACAGAUCGCCACCAUCAAGGCGCAGCCGCUCAGCAGGGAGCAGAGCGUGCAGCAGACGGAGUUGCGCCGAGCGUAUGCCCAGUUUGCGAAGCAACUAGCAGAAGCGGAGGAGGCCCUGGUCUUGUUAAGGACCAAAAUCGCCGCCAGGGCCGCAGAAAAGGGAGCAGUUUCUCUAGCCGGCGGAACCGCAAAGGUACCGACGGUAGAAGCCGUCAUGCGAACCAUCCAAAAAAUGACGACCAUGGCCGAGAAGAGGAGCGGCGACGUGGAUUUGUUGGAGCUGCAGAUCCAGCGACACAAACUCUCUCAAUCCCAAUCCCGCGAGGCGUCAUCAGAAAGCAGGGAGGGAACUCCCACGCCCAACCCACUCAAGGCCAGCACAACAGCAAGCUUGAGAAGCUCGACGACGUUUACACCUAGAGACUCGGUCAGGAGCGUGUCGUCACACUCACAAUCACCUGGCGCUUUCUCCGCGUCGGUCAGGAGCAGGAGCAGCACCAUGACGCCGGGAACUAGUGCCGUCCCUAGCCCAAGCCCGAGGAAGAAGGUAUCUAUGUUUACGGAAGAGGAGAGGAAGGAGAUCAGGGCGAGGGAGGCGAGGAGGAAGGGUAAACUGGCGCUGUUGAGGAAGGCGUUGGAGAAGCAGGGACCGAGGGUGGAGAGGCUGGGUGAUGAUGAUUGA